CUGGCGGCAGAUCGUGGCGUGGCGAUGCGCGCUUCAAAAAGGCAGAGAAUGUCAACGCGGAGCAUAGUCCCACGGUGGCUGGGGAGGUGCUUCCAGGCGCACCGCUGAGCGGCUCCAAGGACGCAGCCCCUGCCUCGCGAAGAGGGCACCGGGCAGCAGCCUCUCGGCGCUAAGUCGCUCGCACUCCAGGAGGCAGCCGGAGGACGGCAGAAGUGGGGAGAGAGAGAGACUGGGCGCCUCCGAGCUGAGCUGAGCCGCACAUGGCUCAGCCGGAGCGCGGUUCGUGCGCAGAGAGCCUGCAGCCGCGGCUAGACAUGUGCGCGCCAAACUCUGCCCGGAGUCCUUGGCCAGGGCGCAGCGGCUGAAGGGCUGUGCUGCUCGGGAGAGGCGCGCGCACGCGGCUGCCUGCAGGCGCCUAUGCUGAGAGGCCAAAUUAGCCCGGGCUCUGCUGAUCAUGGUCAACAAGACCCUAAACUACUGGGAUCCUGAUUUUGAGGAUGACGUCAUCAACAUCAACGUUGGGGGUCUGAGAAGAAGGCUUAGUUCGAGUGCCCUUUCCAAGUUCCCAGACACACGCCUGGGGCGCUUGCUUUCCUGUGACUCAGAGGAGUCCAUCCUUCAGUUGUGUGAUGACUAUGAUGUGAGUGCUAGGGAGUUCUACUUUGACCGGAACCCCGGAUUCUUCCUGUAUGUCCUCCACUUCUACCAGACGGGCAAGCUGCAUGUUAUGGAGGAGCUGUGCGUCUUCUCCUUUUGCCAGGAGAUUGAGUACUGGGGCAUCAAUGAGUUCUUCCUGGAUUCCUGCUGCAGCUACCGUUAUCAUGAGCGGAAACUAGAGAGCCGUCACCACAACUGGGACGAAGAGAGCGAGGUCAGCAGCGUGGACACAUCCCCAGAUGAGAUCUCCGACUUCAACCAUGACCUGCUCCGCUACAGCACGCUGCACUGCGGCAAUCUGCGCAAGCGCCUGUGGCUCACCAUGGAGAACCCGGGCUACUCCAUCCCCAGCAAACUCUUCAGCUUUGUGUCUAUCAGUGUGGUGCUGGCCUCCAUUGCAGCCACGUGCAUCCACAGCAUGGAGGAGUACCAGCUGUUUGACGAGGACGGCAACUUGGAUGACUCGGUGCUGCAAAAACUGGAGUACUUCUGCAUCGCCUGGUUCACUUUUGAAGUAACCGCCCGCUUGCUCUUGGCACCUAACCGGAAGAAGUUUUUCAAGCACCCCCUGAACCUGAUUGACAUUAUCUCUGUGUUGCCUUUCUACUUCACUCUGGUGGUGGACCUGAUCUUUGGGAGCGAGUCUGAGCUAGGGAAUGUGAGCAAGGUGGUUCAGGUGUUCCGCCUCAUGAGGAUAUUCCGGGUGCUGAAGCUGGCACGGCAUUCAACAGGCCUGAGGUCUUUAGGAGCCACCUUGAAGCACAGCUACAGAGAGGUGGGAAUUCUGCUGCUGUACUUGGCUGUUGGGGUGUCUGUCUUCUCUGGAGUGGCCUACACUGCAGAAAAGGAUGAAGAAGCUGGUUUUGAUACUAUCCCUGCCUGCUGGUGGUGGGGGACAGUUAGCAUGACAACCGUCGGCUAUGGAGAUGUUGUGCCAGUGACUGUUGCUGGCAAACUGGCAGCCUCUGGUUGCAUCCUGGGUGGGAUUUUGGUUGUGGCACUGCCCAUCACCAUCAUCUUCAACAAGUUCUCCCACUUCUACCGCAGGCAGAAGGCCCUUGAGGCUGCUGUGCGGAACAGUGACAGAAGGGAAGUGGAGGAUUCUGAGACUUGCCGAAGCCAAGAGUCAGAGGUUCUAAGCGAAGCCUUCCAAAGAGUUGAUGACCUCACUAGAAACAUCCUUCCAGCCCAUUGAACAGAUUGCAGGGUCAGGGACUUCAAUUCUACUCUGGCAUCAGACAUCAAACAAGGAGCCAGUGAUAUGGUAGCAAGAGCAACAUCUGUCAUCAUUGACUUUCCAUUACCAAUGGCCUGCACUGGAAACAUUUGUGCUCAGCCAGUGCAGAAUACCCAUUGAUCUUACACAUCUGGAUUUCCAGUACUCCACCAGGACACUGUACACUGUGACUAACUCAUUCCUCUGCUAUUCAAGGGACAUCUGGAGCCCAGUGGCCAAAUACUAUGCUUCUUCGAUGCAGUUUGUAUGGAGUGCAGCAAGAGACAAUAGCUUCACCACUGCAGGCAUUUUUUGGUGACACCAGUUCCCUUAUGGAGGAUAAUGCUGCUUGCAUCUCUUAGUAUUAUCUACAAACUGAUAUCAAGGUUUCAGGAAUGAAUUGGAAAUGGAAGACUGGAGACUGGCAAACAGGCAGACUGUGUAUAACCGAAUAUUGUGAGAAGAUCACAUGCACUUACACACCCUGUUUUCGGUUCUAGUUUUUUGCUUUUUUUUUUUUUUCAUUCAGCUGCCAUGCCAAUAGCUGCCACACAUCUUGGAUGGCUUUAAAGGGGGGUUAGACAAAUUCAUGGAGGACAGGUCUAUCAAUGGCUACUAGUCUGUGUCUGUAGGGCACCUCCAGUCUCAGAGGCAAGGGCAACAAGAGAGAGGACAUGCUCUCACACCCUGCCUGUGGGCUUCCCGGAGGCGUCUGGUGGGCUAAAGUGUGAAACUGGAUGCUGGACUAGAUAGACCUAGGACCUGAUCCAGCAGGGCUCUUCUUAUGUUCUUGCCCUCUGCCCUGUUGCAACCAAAUGCUCUUCUGCCAACCUUAUGCUGUUAUUGCUCAAACCUCCUUCCCUCCCAAGCCCUUUCCAUGCUCUGUAAUCUGGGCUAUCACCUUAACUUCAACCGUUGCCAAAGAGACUGGAUAUUGGUUGUGAAGACUGGCCGGAAUGCUGUGACAAAAUGUGAUUUAUGGCUCCCACACAGCCACAAUGCUAGAAGAAAAAAAUCUUCUGACUUGGUUGACUUGCCUUAUAAAAUGUCCAGCCAAGUCUGAGACUCAGUGGAGGCUAGCGGCAACUUAGUCGAUGUAGCUGAGGAAGAUCCUAAAUGGCUCAAAAUCCAAUGAAGAAAGAUGAGGAGGGGAAUUGUCUUAUGAAUGUGCUAGAAAUGGCCAAGAUCAGGGUUGGAGCACUUGCUCUUGGGGCUGGCUCCAGGUUUGAGGGCAGAGUGUGCUUGGGUGGGUGUUCCCAUGAGGCAAAUUGACCAGAUGGUGGGAGUGGCAGUGGGAUGUAGCAGUAGCAACACUCCUCUCAGCACUGGGUGGCCAGAGCUGUCAUAUUCAAUCCCCUAGAAUGCCCCCUAUGUAGCAUUGCUCUGGAGCAACAUUACAUUUGGGGACUGUGGAAGAAUUAAAAUGUCAGCUCCAGCCACACCCUGAGAGGACCACUGGUCGGAAGGAGGGGGUAGAAAAUGUAGAGGGCCCAGUUGUGUGUGGCAGUGAGCCCACCUGGGGAGCUGGGCCUGUGGCAUUCAUGCAAGGAUGCCAUUGUGUGGUGCUGUGCUCCUGUAUGCAGUGGGGAUGCUGCUGAGACUGAAUUUGGAUCCCCACGGUUAGUUCUCCAUGUUUGGAAUGGCAUGGAUGACUUUAUAAAACUAUGCAUGGUGUGGAGAAAGUGGAUAGAGAAUUUGUUUUUUUCCCCUUUUGUAAUAUUAGAAUGUGUGGCUGCCUAAUGAAACAGAUUGGUAGUAGGUUGAGGAGAUACAAAAGAAAAUAACGACUUCUUGCAAUGCAAAAUUCAUAUAUGGGAUUUACUUCCCCAGGACAUGCAUGAUGGCUACUGACUUAGACAGCUUGAAAGGCGGAUGGACAAAUUAAUGGAGGAGAGCAGGUUUGUCAAGAGCUCUGGCUGUUAUAGCUAAUGAAGCCAUCUUUGGAGAUGGCAUGGCACGAAGUACUAGUUACAUAGGAAGCUGCAUACGGAGUGGGACCAUUGGUCCAUCUAGCUCAGUAUUGCCCACACUGACUGGUAGCAACUCUUCAAGGUUUUAGGCAGGGAUCUUUCUUGGCCCUGUCUGGAGAUGUUGGAGAUUAAACCUGGGACUUCCUGCAUGCAAAGCAGCUGCUCUGCCACUGAGCUACGAUCCCAUCCCUGAGUUGUGGCCCUGUCCCGUAGCUUGGGGAUGGGGCUGUUGCUGGAGGGCAACAGAAAGGAGGGCUGUUGAUUUUUAUAAAUUACCGGUGGCCUUUCCAAAAACAUCUGUUUGGUCAUGGUGGGCAACGAGAUGCUGGUCUUGAUGGACACUUGGUGUGGUCCAUCAAGUCUGCUCUUAAGCUCUCCUACUCACCAUCCUGUGUAGAGAGCAUCUCCACAUUCUACCACUUUUGCAGGUGGUGAGUACAGAGAUUCUGCAUGUGAGGAUGGCUUACUGCAAGGGAUGGUGACCCUAUGUUUGCAGAUCUCCAUCACAAUAGCAGCCUGUGCUCCAGCUUACAACCUGGUUUUUCUCCAUGUCUAGCCAAAGCAGGAAUAUGCAGCAGGUGUUUUUGUUUAUGCAUUUCCCUCACUGGUGAAGAUGCUUCAUCUUGCAAUGCAUUGCUUCUGUUUGGAGUCCCCUGCCUCAGUGAGCAGUUGUGGACAGUUGUGUAGUGCUGAAAGGACAGGCAGGGACCCAGUGCUGGUACUUUUUUCCUCCCGGGUCUCUGCAGGGACACAAAGCCCUUUGCUUUCUCAAAAGAAAUAAUAUGCUAAGCUUGCUGUUCCAAUAAUUGAAAACAAAAUCCGUGAACAACCUUAAACAGGUAGAAAUAUUAAUGAAUGUACAGAACAAACCCAUACACAAACCAAAGGUGCAAAAAUGCACCAAAUGAAGACUGAUACAAAAUCUGCACAAGGCAUUCCCAUACCAGGAGAGCUGGUCUUGUGGUAGCAAGCAUGAAUUAUUCACUUUGAUAAACAGGGUCUGCUCUGGUUGCAUCUCAAUGGGAGACUACAUGUUUGUGAGCACUGUAAGAUAUUCCCUUAGGGGAUGGAGCCGCUCUGGGAAGUGUACCUGCAUGCAGAAGGUUCCAAGUUCCCUCCCUAGCAUCUCCAAGAUACAGCUGAGAGAGACUCCUGCCUGCGACCUUGGAGAAGCCACUGCCAGUCUGUGAAGACAAUACAGUACUGAGCUAGAUGGACCAAUGGUCUGACUUGGUAUAUGGCAGUUUCCUAUAUUCUUGCCUUCUGUUACAAGGAGUAUCCUCCAUGCUUUGUGGUUGACGAUCUAGACUGUUCUUCUUGGUGAAUGAAGUUCAAGUUCUGUAGGAUUAGAAAACUGUCCUUUACUUCUUGUAACAGAACCUGCCCCCGCCCCAUUGCUGCUGCAGUUAUUGCAUCUAUUUGGGGGGGGGGGCAUUAGGGUGUGCAUGACUGUCAGGGUGGAUGUGGCUAUGGGGGCAGUCAUGGAGAGCACUUCCACUUCUAAAUUUGUGACUAUACCACUGGUUGUGGAGGAGGGUGAAUAAAGCUUCCAUUAAGACCUUGUGUGCCCUUGUAAAUGCAGCUGAUGGUAAGCACAUACCGGGGCCAGGUUGCCAUUUGUAACAUGGUGGGGUGAGUGUGUGUUGGGAGGGGGUUGUAUAGCUCUACUAAGUGCACAGUAGUAAGUCCCCAAAAAGGAGCCGAAGCAUCAUACCUGCAUUAAGACUCACGAAAAUGGCACAAAGCAGUUAACAAGCUUUCAGGUUCCUAGAAGGUUCCUGUUUAAAAUGUACAUGCCAG
Hemicordylus capensis (graceful crag lizard) is the source of this 5643-nucleotide messenger RNA. RefSeq names its product potassium voltage-gated channel modifier subfamily S member 1 (gene KCNS1). Bases 455 to 1852 code for a protein of 465 amino acids. Gene Ontology annotation, molecular function: protein binding; delayed rectifier potassium channel activity. The record is from RefSeq and is a predicted model, not a curated record. Gene Ontology annotation, cellular component: membrane; voltage-gated potassium channel complex. Gene Ontology annotation, biological process: protein homooligomerization; regulation of delayed rectifier potassium channel activity; potassium ion transmembrane transport. Lineage: Eukaryota; Metazoa; Chordata; Lepidosauria; Squamata; Cordylidae. The transcript has 3 exons.